AUGUCAGGCCCAUUUCAACGAAUGCCUCCGGCUCCAACGCCUCCAUUGAAGGGCUCAUUCCCAUUAGAUCACGAUAGUCAAUGUAAAAGUGAAAUGUUCGAGUAUAUGCGAUGUUUGAAUAGUCAGCGAUCUAUGGGCGGCGAAUGCAAACCCAUCGCCAAACUUUACCUACAAUGCAGGAUGGACAAGGGCCUAAUGGAGUCAGAUGAAUGGAGCCGGCUUGGAUUUAACGAAGAAGACAUCAAGAAGGCCGAUCAGCUCAAAAAGAAGUGA
Messenger RNA from Bursaphelenchus okinawaensis, 273 nucleotides. The record is from the annotation of a GenBank genome assembly. NCBI's taxonomy places the organism in Eukaryota, Metazoa, Nematoda, Chromadorea, Rhabditida, Aphelenchoididae.